AUGGAAGACCAAGAAGUAAACGAGAUAGCUAAAUCUUAAGUUAUUAAUAUGCUCAAUAGUUAAACAAAAUCCCAAAUCUUCAAAUCUUAAGAUAGAGAUGACUCUGCAAUCGAUAAUGCUGAAUUCGAUAUAGUGGAAGUUAAUGAAAACUAAUGCUAUGAUGCUAAUAUUAUAAAUCCUGAAUCUAAAAUUGACCUCUAAAAAAAUAAAAUUUAAGACCUUUAGUCUAAGAAGGAAUAACUUGAAUAGGAGCUACGAUAAUAGCAGUAAGAAGUCAAUUAGCUUGAAGAAUAAUUAAAAAAAAAACAGGAAAUUUAAAAUGUGUUUGCUAUGAAACCUUAACCUGAUUAAGAGAACUUAUAAAAAUAGGAAUGGGCUUAAAAAUAGUUAGAAUAUCAAGAAAUUUUAAGCUAAUAUGAGGAAGUCGUAACUUAAGAAAAUGAUAAGGAGCUUAAAGAUAUUUACUAAGAGUAUUAUAAUCAGUCCACCAAGGCAAGAAAUGACUAGUAAAGACUAUAGAAUAGCAUAGAGUUGGAAAAAUAAUUAAAUUUAGAAUUUGAUUAGGUCAAUUAGGAGAUCGAUUAAAUUAAGAAUAUAUUGGAUAACGAAAUCAAUCAAGAUAACAUCAAUGAAUUAUAAUAAUUAUUGAUAUCUGACGAUGAGUCGAUGAUUAAAAACAUGGAUCAAUAAUUAAGAAAUAAAAAAUAGUUAAUCGAGGUAAUUUAAGAAGACAUAGUAAAUCUGUAAAAUUAAUUGAAUGAAGCAGAGAAUAAAUUCUAAAACAUCUUUAUGAUCUAUAAUGAAUAAAGAAAAUAAAUAAAGUUGUUGAUGGAGAACAUUAAUUAAAUUGAGAAACCCAAUGAAAUUGGUAUAUAAAAAGUGGAUUCUAGAAGAUCAUAAACAACAGGAAGGAGCAGUAAGAUUUCUAACUGCAUAGAAUACUUCUUUUCAGGAUUGAUAGCCUUAUUUGGAGGUUUUCUGAUGUUCUUAUUUUUACAAGAUAUUUAUGUAUCUAGUCAGCAACAAUAAUAUUUUAAUUGA
Molecule: messenger RNA, 1041 nt
Organism: Paramecium tetraurelia
Lineage: Eukaryota; Ciliophora; Oligohymenophorea; Peniculida; Parameciidae
Exons: 1
Source: RefSeq, a predicted model, not a curated record